GACGGAGGCUGAAGUUCAGUACACGUAAUCAGUGUAUCCUGCAACCGGAGCUGUUGGUUUCUGUGUGGCUGUGUGUGGGGUACGGAGAGCCCGGCUGACAGGAUGGCUCGGGAUGGGAUGAAGCACCGAGACGGGGCUCCGCGCCACGAAAUGAGCGGCUACAGCAUGCAGGAGGAGGAGAACGAGAGGCUGACUGAGAGCCUGAGGAUGAAAGCCAGCGCGUUAAAAUCUCUAUCCAUUGAUAUUGGAACCGAAGUUAAAUAUCACAAUAAAUUGCUAGGAGAAAUGGAUUCGGAUUUUGACUCUGCAGGUGGAAUUUUAGGGGCUACGAUGGGCAGACUGAAAGUUUUAUCAAGAGGCAGCCAGACUAAGCUUCUUUGCUACAUGAUGUUGUUUUCAUUAUUUGUUUUCUUUGUAAUUUACUGGUUUCUCAAACUCAGGUGAUAAGGCGUUGUGUUUAUUGGAUAAUGUGCCAUUCCCAUAUGGUUUGUUCUGUGUAGUAUGCCAGUCAGUGCCUGUACUUGGAGUCCGUUAUUUAAUUAGACAUCUAAUAUAUUUAAAUUGGGAAAUGUUGUUUGGCUCUGCCAGUGGGGAAAUUUGCUCUCUUUUUAUUAGAAUUGUAACCACUUACUAAAGGAAGCACCUGAGUGCCCCACUUUUUCCAAAUUGGAAUAAAUAUUAAGAUAACCUCUUCCACUUGCACAUUAGAGAACUUUCAAUCCAGGCACUGCAUCAAAAACCUGUAGGGUGUUGUUUCUUGGACAUUCUUAUGGAAAUGCCCUAGUUUUUUCCGGUGUCCAUUAUGUUCUACAAGUAAACAAAUAGUUAUAUCGAUGAGACAGUUUUACAUAAUAAUUUUGGAUUUUUAGAACUUUUCUAGUAAUUCUCAUUAACCGACUUACCUGAGAAUAUGAUUAAGGUUUGCAUACUAUAGCAUUUUAUAUAUUGAAGAAGCAAUGAUACGCAAGUUGAAGAUAUGCAUUUUGUUCCAGCCUGAUGUACCUUUGCAUUGCUAUUUGUGCACCAAAAAAACGUUCCUACAUGUUAAACUAUUUUUAUGCACAAAUCGGGCUCAUACGAAUCCUUUUAAAAUGCCAACUUUGUCUUUCAUUACUUAUGCUUAAUCGUUACAUCACCUAUGUUGCAGGAUUUUAUCAUGUCAUAAAUGCUACAUAUUUUUCUACUUGACAUGUUCAACAACAGGUGGAUAAACGUCAAUUGUAUAACAAAACAAAAAAGAUAUUACCAGAGGUCCACUAAAAGAACUUUUCAAAUGAGUUGCUUGAGAAUCUGUUUGAUGUUGAGUUGUGUCUGAGGUUAACGGAACAAAUAAACAGUUUUUUAUUUCCUGGCAAAA
This is a messenger RNA of Spea bombifrons (plains spadefoot toad), 1357 nucleotides long. RefSeq names its product Bet1 golgi vesicular membrane trafficking protein (gene BET1). The coding region runs from base 103 to 444 and encodes 113 amino acids. Gene Ontology annotation, biological process: endoplasmic reticulum to Golgi vesicle-mediated transport; vesicle fusion with Golgi apparatus. NCBI's taxonomy places the organism in Eukaryota, Metazoa, Chordata, Amphibia, Anura, Pelobatidae. Gene Ontology annotation, molecular function: SNAP receptor activity. The record is from RefSeq and is a predicted model, not a curated record. Gene Ontology annotation, cellular component: Golgi trans cisterna; SNARE complex. The transcript has 3 exons.